Molecule: messenger RNA, 1895 nt
Organism: Salmo salar (Atlantic salmon)
Lineage: Eukaryota; Metazoa; Chordata; Actinopteri; Salmoniformes; Salmonidae
Product: synaptoporin
Cellular component (GO): synaptic vesicle membrane; synaptic vesicle
Source: RefSeq, a predicted model, not a curated record
CUCCUCUCCUCUCCUCACUUCAGAUAUCUGGUCUCUGCUCUCCCCACCCUCCGGGCAACCUCUGCACUCUGCUAUCUCUCUCUCUCUCUCUCUCUCUCUCUGCUUUCUCUCUUUGUGCCAUCUACAUCAGUGACAGUACAACAGUAUGAGGAGAAAGCUGCUAACACCAUCUUGUGGAGUAGAACUUGUUCACUUUGCUUUUUAAAUGUGUAUGGUCAUAUUUGCUCCGAUUUUUGCCGUCUGUGCAUUUGCAACAUGUGGAGGGUACUCUGGUCACCUGCGGGUUAGAGUGGAAUGUCUAGACAAGAGCCAGAGCAACCUCAGCAUCACCAUAAACUUUGCCUAUCCCUUCAGGUUACAGCAGGUCCAUUUCAAGCCCACGCUGUGUGAGGGGAAUAGACAGGAGACCAUCUUCAUGGUAGGAGACUACUCCUCCUCAGCUCAGUUCUUUGUGACCGUGGCAGUUGUUGCCUUCCUCUACUCCCUGCUGGCCACCGUGGUGUACAUCUACUACCAGAAUAAGUACCGCGAGGGUAACAGAGGACCACUGGUGGACUUUGUAGUGACUGUGCUCUUCGCCUUCAUGUGGUUGGUGAGCUCCUGUGCCUGGGCCAAAGCUCUGUCUGAUGUGAAGUCAGCCACAGAUCCCACCCAGGUCCUCCUGCUCAUCUCCGCCUGCAGACGCCCAGCCAACCGGUGUUCAGCUUCCCACCACCCAGUCUGGUCUGAGCUCAACACGUCUGUGGCCUUUGGUUUUGUAAACUUUAUCCUCUGGGCCGGCAACAUCUGGUUUGUAUUCAAAGAGACUGGCUGGUACAAGACUGGCCAGAGGUACCCGAUGAGAAGCGCCUCUGAGAGACGGGCCAAUGGGAUGAGCCAACGACUCUGCAGCCAGAACAGUUUCGACCAAUCAGGGGACAGCUUCUAUCAACAUCCAUACAGGCAGGCUAGUUUUGACCUAUCACGGGAGAGCUUUGGCCAGCAGCACUACAGCCAAGGCAGCUUCAACCAAUCAAUGGGCAGCUUACGCUUGCCGCAAACUAGUCUAGGACAGCCAAUCAUCAUCAGUCAGGGGGAUGUCACCCCUAAAGGGCCUAAUCCUAUCAUAUUUGUCAAUGAUAUUUAGAUCACAUUUCGUAUACAUUUUGCCCUCAUCUACUUACCCUCACAAACUUGACUAGAUCUGAAAAUACUAUUGUAUAUUGAUACCUGACCAUAAGUCAUGUAGAUUUUCCGAUGUGAAGUUUGCGAGGGCCGGGGGUUGUAAUUAUCUAACGGGGUGGAAUAUAAGAGGGAAUAAUGUGGUAUAGUAAAAGGGAAGUAAGGGAUAUUUAGCAAGUGAGUUAUUAAGAGGAGAUCGGAGUGAAUUGGAGAAUCUAUCAGAAAUCGAAAUGGAGUGAGAGAAGAUUGUCUGUGUGAAUAGUGACUUUGCAUUAUAUGUGGUGGCUGUCUUAUGGAAGUGGUUUUCUUGGUGUGUUUAGUCUAGAACCUGGUGUGUUUUGUUUAGAACUUGGUGCAUCGGUGCACAUGGUGUUACCUGUGUUUCACUUGAGGUUCAAUGAUUCAUGUUUUUAUUUACAAAUUGUUUUAUGCUUCAGUAGGUUUGUGCUAUUGAAUUUAAAAUUGCGGUGGGUACAUUCGUUUGUGAACUGUAUAUUAUAUAUACUCUAAUUAUACAAUCUGAUUCUUCAACUGAUGCAGUGUGCUUAAUUGGUGGUUGGUGGCUGUGCUGUGUGUUGAUAGUGUUAUGCGGUGAUGCUCCACAGUGAGUCGUUCCACACAUUUUGUAUACUUGUUGUCAUUUCUCAAUGGUUUUAAAGUGAUGUUGAUAUUUCACAGGGAUCUUAACAAUACUGACAUUGAAGAUGCACAAAUAAAAAAUUACAUUGGCAUUA